Messenger RNA from Rotaria socialis, 516 nucleotides. The record is from the annotation of a GenBank genome assembly. Lineage: Eukaryota; Metazoa; Rotifera; Eurotatoria; Philodinida; Philodinidae.
AUGGAAUAUUAUGGUCAUAGUAGCUUAGAAGAGAACGGCAUGAUCAUAUACUUUCCGAAUGAUAUCAAGAGACACAAAAAUGGAAAUUCAAGUGAAGUUUUCAAACUUACAUUCAUUUAUUUUUCUAGCUAUCCAUUGGUUCUUGUAUUACCAAAAGAUAUACUCGAUGAAAAUUUGAAAAAAGUAGCUCCAUGUCAUAAACUUCAACGGAAAGUUUUUAAUAAAAUAAAAUUUUUAAUAAUCAUAAAAUUUUCUCUAUUCAAAGUGUCAGCGAUUGUCUGGCGUUAUCCACGUGCAAAAUCACUUUUAUUGAGUGGUUCUUCGUUUUGUAAUAAAUGUUGUAUUAAUCUUGUUGUUAAAGAACCACAACCGAAUUCAAGUUCAUCGAGUAAUACAAAUAAUUGCAGUAGUUAUUUGGUUGUUUCAUACAACUGUUUUCCUUCUAAUGUCAUUGAUUGUUUUUCUCCUGCUCAUCAGCUUUCAAAAACAUAUGCACAUAUCUCAUGUUGUGAUUAA